This is a messenger RNA of Trametes versicolor FP-101664 SS1, 1343 nucleotides long. Its product is annotated as protein serine/threonine phosphatase 2C. The transcript is spliced from 10 exons. The coding region runs from base 94 to 1221 and encodes 375 amino acids. The record is from RefSeq and is a predicted model, not a curated record. Lineage: Eukaryota; Fungi; Basidiomycota; Agaricomycetes; Polyporales; Polyporaceae.
GCUUCAGCCACCUCUACAUCUCGCGCGCACCGUUCUGCUGCUGCGUCUAUCGUACCGCAUUCACCGCAUAUAAAUCUGAGAAUUGCUUUGUCGAUGAACGUCUCCUCUGCGCUCCCCUUUGUCAAAAGUGCUACCCGCGCGUCACCGCCAACAUGUCCCGGCGCCGUCCGCAACGUCCGCAACUACUCAUCGCUACCGCGCCCGUACCGCUUUCAUGUCGGUGCAAGCUGGGCUGGGAAGCCUCAUGACCCGCGCGGACCCCGCGUGAAGACCAGUCCGUUCCCGGCAGACAGUCCGAUAGGCAAGUGGAGAGACACAAUACUCUCGCGGCCAAACGCGCCUGCCGGAACGCAUAUUGGGGAGGAUUUCUUUUAUGUUCAAGAUAUGCGCGAGAAAUCAGGCGUAUCACUUGGUGUCGCGGACGGCGUGGGGGGAUGGACAGAGUCUGGAGUGGACCCGUCAUUAUUCUCCCAAGCACUCAUGUAUCACGCACAUCGCUACUCCAAGGUGGCAUGGCCCGGCGAGCCAGAGGUCGACCCGACACAGGAGUACGAAGAGCGUGAGCAGGUCGAAGGCUGGGAACUUACACCAUUAGAGUGCCUUGAGUCUGCCUACGGCGGCGUGCUACGAGAACGUAAUGUCCUUGCUGGUUCGAGUACCGCAUGCGUACUUACGCUCAACGCGUCAAAUGGGGUAUUGCGCGCAGCGAACUUGGGCGAUAGCGGAUUCUUGGUUAUACGCGCUUCCGCGGUCAUCUACACACAACGAUCCCAGACACAUUUCUUCAACUGCCCAAAACAACUGUCGAAGUUGCCUACAUCAGAAAAGCGCUUCUCUCGAGCUUGUGUCGAUCAUCCCAGCGACGCCGACUUAUGCGAGAUGAAGCUGCGCCACGGCGAUAUCGUCAUUGCAUAUACCGACGGGCUGUCGGACAACGUGUUCCCUGCAGAGAUGGUUACCAUAUGCUCUAUGGUCGCGCGGCAGUCCCAGAUGACAAAGCGCACACUCACAACGACUGGCGAGCAAGAGUCCGUCGAGGCAGUGGAAGAUACGGAGGCCCAGGCCAUGGCGGAACGUAUCGUGGAAUACGCUCGCAUGUGCAUGCACAAUCGGAAGCGCGUAAGUCCGUUCGAGCGUGCCGCUGCGCGAGAGGGCAUGUAUUUCCGUGGAGGAAAAGUGGACGACGUCACCGUCCUCGUUACCAUAGUGCAAGAGGCCUGAGGUGGCCGGGCCUUGUGCAUUCGUCCGCUGCCCAUCAUGGCGCAGCUUACUGUACCUGCAUCAUUCUCACCCAGCAUAUAGAGCACCCGCAUACUUGCAUUACUAACGUCUUGAUACCCUAA